CCGCGGAUCGCUGCGGCGUCACGCCGGCGUGUCAGCGGACCUUUCGGUCACAUCACGCGCACACGUCACAUGGCCAUGUCAUGCUGCCAGACGCACCGAGUCGCACCGUGACCGUCUUUGCAACCGUACUUACACAUGCAACAUCUGCCCAUGGCCCGGCCCAGGCGUUCCUUCUCAGAAACACUCGCCUGAAUCAGCUUCAAAAAUACUUGCCAAAUCCUCGAACUUCUCAUGGGCGUUUGUGCCAAGAGUGUUAUUUCAGCUCAUGAUACACACUCCCUCCCGCUUCGUCAAUCAUCCCACACCUCCCGGCAAAUAUAUGCCAGAGCGCGAUCUGAUGCCCCAUCGAUUGAGCUUCUAUCUCAGCCGUUCCGAUAAUUCUUUCAGCCACGGGUAUGGCGCAAUCUGAGGCAGGGAUGGUGGAUUGGGAAAGCUUCUAACCGCUCCUCCACCUCCACCUCCAUUCUCAUGUCGCCCUCACCAUCCCUCGCCAAAGACGGAUCCGUCGUGGCUAAGACAGAAGGCACAGUGCUAUCGGACACCGAGAACACGGACGAGUCCGCUCCGCACUACACCAAGGAUCUCGAAUACACGCGGGCGGAGGAGUCCGCUGUCGUGCGUGUCCUCGACAAGCGCCUAUUCCCCGUGAUCCUGCUCACGACGUUCGUGCUCAACAUGGACCGCACGAACAACUCGAACGCGAUCUCCGAUAACCUGCCGCAGGAUCUGGGAUUCACGAUCAACACGGUCAACACCGCUACAGCCCUGUACUCUGUCGCGUUCUCACUCGCCUCUUUCUCGGGUGCGGUCAUGGCUAAGGUUGUGGGCCCUUCUCGAUGGAUCCCCAUUCUCAUGUUCGCCUGGGGUUUGGUCACUCUUGCGCACGCGUUGAUCAAAGACGCGGGCGGAUACAUCACAGUCCGCAUUUUCAUAGGAAUCACCGAAGGAGGCGUCAUUCCCGCGAUGCUCAUCUACCUGGGCAGCUUCUACAAGGGUGCUGAGUUGACGACACGCCUGGCCUGGUUCUGGGGAAUCCAGUCUAUCGCAAGCGCUGUUAGCGGGCUUAUGGCCAGCGGUUUGCUGCAGCUGGAUGGGCGAAACGGGCUCCAGGGCUGGAAGUGGCUGUUCAUAGUUGACGGGAUCAUCACACUGAUCGUCUCGGUCUUCAUUUGGUUCUACCUUCCCCGGAACGUAGCUUCGACUAAGGGCGGGCUGCGGGGCUUGAAAGCCUGGCUGACAGCACGCCAGACACAGAUCGCGGUGACCCGUGUCAUCCGGGACGACAUCUCGAAGCGGACAUACGAGAAACGUGUGACACGAGCCGAUUUCAAGGCUGCUGCGGCUGAUCUUGGCCUUUGGAUCCACCUGCUUAUCACUGCAGUUGCACUCACGCCCACGAGUCCUCUCCAGACAUACCUACCCACGGUGAUCAAGACCUUCCAUUUCAACGUCUUUGUUUCGAAUGCCCUCACUGCCCCGCCCUACGUCUUGCAGUGCAUCUUCAGCAUCACUCUCAUCCGUCACUCGGAGACUGUCGGGGAGCGAGGAUGGCAUGGUGCUUUCGGAUCUGCAUGGCAGCUGGUGGGAUGGAUCAUUUUGCGUGCGAUGCCAGAUGGGGCGUCGCGGGGCGUCAAGUACUUCGCUGCUGUGAUCCUCGCAUCAUGGCCAUACAACCACCCGCUGAAUAUCGGCUGGAUGUCCGAGAACACGGCGAGCAUUGGCAAACGCACUGUUGCGUCCGGGGCGGUGAUCUUUGCGGGCAACAUCUACGGGGUUUGGGCGUCGCAGAUCUAUCAGGCGAAGGACGCACCGUCAUUCAAGACAGGCAACUCCAUCAACAUCGCCUUUGCGGCAUUUGCCACUUUCCUCUGGAUCGCGCAGAAGUACCACUACCGGUACCUCAAUCGCAGACACGAAGAGGAGUACGCUGCAUUGAGUCCCGAGCAGAAGGAAGAGGAGGACAGGCUCGCUCUCGCAAAGGGCAAUACGAGUCUGACGUACAGGUACACGACAUAAGGUUUGUAGCACAUCGCAGAAAGAGUGUACGAUUGCAGAGGCAGAGGACAUGCACGUGAUCUCCAGCGUGCCAGGGUACUCUGAAGCCCCAGAGGGUUCCAGUCUUGCCAUUUUGGUGAUAUCCUUCUCUGCAUGGACUUCAUCCCUCUUUCUGCAGCCGAAAUUCAUCGAGAGAGGGAUAGUAAUACCUCUUGCCAGUGUUUUUUUUUUGUGGGGAGCGGAGAGUUGGCACGUGACCACGCUUUCACAGACGUAGGGACUUCACCGCUGAGUCUUACAGCUUGCAGUCGAUGCGAUUCUCGAUGGGUUUGGGGCAUCCACUUCUGUGUUUCUUGCGGAUCCUCUUUGCUUCUUUGAGGAACAUACUCAGGCAUCAUCGUUCUUGCCCACCGCUCUGGUACUCAAAUCAGAACACGGUCUAUUGGGGUUUCUGCACGAGACAUGCCAGAGCUACUCGUGCUCGACAUCCCACUGCGAAUUCGUCGACACCUAAGAAUCGAUGAGCCAACCGCAGUUCUUGCGCGCGGCGACGGCGAGCCCCCUCGCGCUCGUCGGCGUGCAAGUCUCCCGCGCAGCCAUAUCGGCGGGCGUGGCUGGCAGCGCAGUGGCGAUGCUCGUGCAUAGCGACAGGAUACUGAGACAGAGCGCGAUGAGUAGGGAGUCGGUUUUCAUCUCGGGUGUGUGCGCAGGAUGGCAUGUCGGAGGGCUUUUAUGGGUGGGAUGAGGAGCCCGAUUCGGAUGAUACUGGCUGAGGGAUGACAGCGGAUGGAGGAGGUUCUUAUCAGCCCCGGUACCCACCUCGCCUAUGCGCUCGUAGCUUUCUCGAACUCACUCACUGGCCCCGAAACAGCCCGAUUAUGGCUCUGGCCGGGAGAGCUAAGGCACUCGUUCGGCAAGGGGAGGACGGAUGGCAGCGGUUGAGAGGGAAUGCAUAGGGCACAUUUUGAGAGAGUCAAACAUGGUCAUGCUCGAUCCGCUAGCCUGCUCGGUGCGAGUGCGAGCAGGCUGCGGAGAUCUCCAAGUGUGCCUAAGACGACUUGUACACAUCGCGCGAACACAGACCUAUCAAGGUUAAGUAUGGCAAGGAAAAGCAAUUCAAGUGCGGUUAGCCAAUACGGAUGACUCGACCGGCAAAAUGCUCAAGGGCUGGAGAUCUGCUUACUCAGCGUAUAUGCAGGCCAUCAGAAAUGCACUCACUGUACUUUCUGAGUGCUCCGCACUUCGACGCUCCUUCUUCCCCGUCACCGCAAUGCAAGGUCGCAGCCUCUCAUUCAUCUCACACGCCUGGCCGACUGGCCCGACCACCCCGACUGCAACCACGUUUGAGCUAUCGACACCGCACAAUCUCGGCAUUUGCUGAUGAAACGGGCGCCGCGAUGUGGUGAAGGAAGGCCUUGGAACCUACGAUACGGAUCCCCCAGCGAGCUUCUCUCCGGCCCCAGCACAUGGGCCUCACCCGGUUUAAAAAUAGCGUGCGCCAGGGAGCGUAUGUCUGGGUGUUUCUAUCUGCAGGCUCGCAGCUGCUCGACAUCUGCCGGAUACGGGAGCGAUACGGGUGUGGCUGACGGAGGGCUGGCCACCAGAUGCCGGCCCACAUGCGACCUCCUAUCUCUGCUGGGGCCGUGUCGAGUACAAAAGGAGGAUCGCCGCGGUUCUGGGGGUGCAACUGGCACGCGGAUAUGCAUAUGCACUCCUCGAUCAGCUUGGCAAUCCUUGGCCUCAGCGCGGCUGCCCCGGCUUUCAGCUGGGGCGUCGUUGGUCACGCUACGAUUGCGUACAUCGCCCAAGACUUUGUCAAGAGCAGCACCGCGAAAUGGGCUCAGGGCAUUCUCGGCGACACGUCCAGCUCGUACCUGGCCAACAUCGCCUCGUGGGCGGACGACUACCGUGCCACGACUGCGGGGAAGUUCUCUGCCCCGUACCACUUCAUCGAUGCGCAGGACAGCCCGCCGAAGACCUGCGACGUGAGCUACACGCGCGACUGCACCACCGGCGGCUGCUCCAUCUCUGCGAUCUCUAACUACACCUCCCGCGUGCAAGAUGGGCGGUUGAGCGCGACCAACGUGAACCAGGCGCUCAUGUUUCUGGUCCACUUCCUCGGGGACAUCACCCAGCCCCUGCACGACGAGGCGCUCGACGUCGGCGGAAACACGAUCAAAGUCACAUUCAACGGUUUCACGGACGACAACCUUCAUGCUGACUGGGACACAUACAUCCCGGAGAAGUACAUCGGCGGCUCGACGAUCUCGUACUCGCGCACGUGGGCGACGACGCUCACGGCGUCCAUCAAGAGCGGGGCCUACGCUUCGCAGGCUGCCAGCUGGAUCAAGGGCGACAGCAUCGACGAUGCCGUGGCUUCUGCGACUGCGUGGGCCACCGACGCGAACAAGUUCGUCUGCUCCGUCGUCAUGCCCAACGGCGUCGCCGCGCUCCAGAAGGGCGAUCUCUACCCCACGUACUACAACUCGGUGCUGCCCACCAUCGAGCUGCAGUUCGCCAAGGGCGGCUACCGGCUCGCGAACUGGCUCGACCAGAUUGCGGACGCGCAGCUCGGCUUGACCCGCCGCAACGAUCUGUCUGAGCCCCGUGUGGCGUCCGAGAGCCAACAGCGCGAUCUGAUGCUCGAUCUCGCGAUGAUGAGCCCGCCCACCGCCAUCCGCGCCGCGUUCGGCAACGGAUGCGGAGGUCACGCUCACUAGAUCAAUAGUCUUGUCUUACUUUUUCUCCAUCCGCCAAGUCACAGAAGGAAAUUGUCGCUCAAAUGAAUAACGGUUGAUUUACGAGUCGUCGUGCUGAGUUGAAUCGGAGUGGGAAAAAGUUGAGCCUUGCUGAAACGAUGGAUGACGGGGAAACGAGGGCAGUUGGAUUUUGAGCGUCGAUGAGAUGGAAGUCGAUGUGAAGAUGGAUGCAAGUCAGUUAAUUUCGGUCCGGUAACUCGUUCUGAACCCUGAGCAGUCAACGCUGAGUCUCUCGAUUGUUGAUAUCGACUCGAGGCCUUGGAUUUGAAGCUCAUUCCUAUUACCCACUCAGUUCGUGAUGGCUCCAUUAAACCUUCCCUGACCUGUAAUACGUAGCUAGCCCGAGGGCCAAGAGCCC
Molecule: messenger RNA, 5112 nt
Organism: Mycena citricolor
Lineage: Eukaryota; Fungi; Basidiomycota; Agaricomycetes; Agaricales; Mycenaceae
Source: the annotation of a GenBank genome assembly